CUUGGCACACCGUCCCUCAUUGCUCUCGCAGCCCUGGCAAGCUCCGAUCAACCGGCAACUACAACCCUUAGGGCCUAGGCCAUCAAAACGACAUUUCGUCCACCAGCUUGCCAAUUUCCCAAGUCAACCUUUGCAUAUGAACAGAGAGACCAAAGAACAAAUACCUAAACACAUCACCCGGUCAUUCUCAAAGGCGCGCGCACCUUGCGGAAAUAGAGCUCUCUGGUCCUUCACACGCUCACGUCCAAAGCCCUUGCUUUCACCGGUCCCGCUUCCCCGCCAAAGCCGAGUUGCCUUUGGAAGUUGAUCCCAGAGUCGGCAACCCUCUGUGCUCAUCCCGCAUAUGCUUGCACACAAAGGCUUGACAGUUUGCGUGCGGCGCAAUUACCGUUAGACAUCUGACAGGAUGUGGAAUGAUGAGGACAACAAUCCCUACGGGGACAGCUUUGAGCGCCGCGACUCCUUUAGCUCUUCUGCUAUCCCCUCUUCGCCCAUUUCGCGCGACUUAGACGCUCGCUAUGAAACGCCACACACCCCGUCCUCUACUGGUGAUGAAGCCCCUCCACAUGAGUCCACCGAUGCCGAAAGCGACGAGGAGGAGGAUGCCAGGUCACGGGGCGAGCUCGUCCCGCGGCGCAAGCCUGGCGGAUAUGACAGCCGCGUGGAGCAGAUGCUCUACGAGAACCCGGAGCUGCCCAUUUUAAUCACCGACGCCGGGAAGAGCUCAGAGAGCGGUAGAUACAUCGUCUACACGAUCAAGACAGGGGAGUUGAUAGUGCGCCGACGGUACUCGGAGUUUGCAUCUCUUCGCGAAGCCCUUUCAAGGCUACAUCCAACCCUUAUCAUUCCGCCAAUCCCAGAAAAGCAUACCAUGGCCGACUAUGCCGCAAACCCGACAAAUGCGAAGCAAGACCAGCAGAUAAUCGACCUCCGGAAACGCAUGCUGGCUGUAUUCCUGAACCGCUGCCGAAGGAUGGAACAGGUCCGGACAGACGGCGUCUGGUGGAGAUUCCUGGACCCAAAUUCCAGUUGGAAUGAAGUACUACACUCUCACCCAAUAGCCUCUAUUCCAAAGUCGAUCAUGAAGGCACCCCCGCUGGAUCCCGCUAACCCCACUCCUGGGCACAACUAUCUCCCAGUGCCAGCUAGCUCGGCGAAACUCAAGGCAGGCCCUCAUCCGUCGCCCACGGUAGACAGCGUAGCUGGUGCCCAGAUCUUUGCUCGUUUCCCGCCGGAGAGCAAUUCCCUUAGCGAACAGGAGCUCGACCCGUACUUUACCGCAUUCGAGGCGUCAAUCAAGGAAUUGGAGAAUUUGCUUACCGGUCCAAUGGAGAAGGUCAAUCGCCGAACCUUGAGCCAUUUGUCCUCUUUGGCCUCGGAUCUUUCUGAGUUGGGGGCUAGGUAUAAUGCAUUUGCUCUUUCUGAGCCGACCCCGUCGCUCGCACCGGCAAUCGAGAGGAUAGGCCAGGCAGCGGACUCCUCAUAUAUUGCCACGGAGGAGCUAUCGACAUCUUUGGGGGCUAGUUUUGCCGAGCCGAUGCGCGAGAACGCACAGUUUGCAGGCGUGAUUAAGAACGUGUUGCGAUACAGGGUUUUGAAGAGGGUACAGCAGGACAUGACAGAGGAGGAGCUGAACAAGAAGAGGGCGCUUCUUGACCAGCUAGAACGAAGCGAGGCAGAAGCUAGGAGAAUCGACCAAUACCUCAGCAGCAGUCAACAGAUUCAGCCUCCGAAAAGAUCGUCUAGCAUGAGGGAACCCCCGACGCACCGUAGGGACGGCAGCGGGGAGGACACAGCAUCGAUUGACUCGGACUUCCCUCCAACUCACGGUGACUUCUCAUCGGCACCGUCGGCUAAUAUCGGGACUCCAGAACGGGCAACGGCGCCGCCCAGCCAUAAAAAGGCACCCAGCGGGACAUCUAUAACUAACAAGAUUUUUGGCCCUCUCCGUCAUGCUGUUCAGGGGGUGGUGGAUGCAGAUCCGGAACGGACACGGCGGGACACAAUUAGCAAGACGCGAGAGUCGAUUGCGCAGCUGGAGCAAGCAAAGGUCGCAUCAGCACAGGAUGUCAAGGAUGCCAGUGCAAGCAUCCUCAAAGACUUGAAAAGGUUCCAGAGGGAGAAGGAAGAUGACUUGAAGCGGUACAUGCUUGCGUAUGCAAAGAGUCAAAUUGAGUGGGCGAAGAAGAAUAAGGAAACAUGGGAGGAAGCAAAGGCCGAGGUUGAGAAGAUCGACGAGCCGCCCACAAUGGAUGAAAGCGCCCGCCCACUGCGGGAUAUUACGAACCCCGGCUUGAAAGCCACGGGCGAGCUGCUUAGAGAGCUGCGUGCCGAGGUUGCCCGGCUGCUUGGGCGGAACUCGUACAGCUUUCCCGGCGCGCAGCCUGUGAGCUUCGCACGGCGCCAUCUGGACGAACUGCGGAGGGAAGACUACUACGUCUGCGAAAAGUCCGACGGCAUCCGCUACCUCCUCUACCUCACGAGCGACGAGCACGGCAACGAGUGCCACUACCUGAUCGACCGCAAGAACGACUACUGGUGGAUCGCCCAGCGCAACCUGCACUUCCCGCUCGCCAACGACCGCGCCGCGUUCCACACGGGCACGCUGAUCGACGGCGAGCUGGUCAUGGACACGAUGCCCAACGGCGAGAAGGAGCCGCGCUUCCUCGUCUUCGACCUGCUCGCGCUCGACGGCAAAGCCGACCUGCUCUCCAAGCCGCUCGACAAGCGGCUGGGCUACUUCAAGGAGCACGUCAUGAAGCCCUACAAGUCCCUGUUCGCCGCCUUUCCCGAGGAGCUGCAGUACCAGGCCUUCCGCGUCGAGAUGAAGGAGAUGCAGUUCUCGUACGGCAUCGAAAUGAUGUUCCGCGAGGUCCUGCCCAGCCUCAAGCACCAGAACGACGGCCUCAUUUUUACGUGCAAGACGACACCCUACCAGUUCGGCACCGACCCGCACAUCCUGAAAUGGAAAGCCCCCCACGAGAACACGGUCGACUUCAAGCUGCGCUUGGACUUCCCCCUGGUGGAGCCCACGGACGAGGAGCGGGCCGACGGCGUGACGGAGCCGUUUGUCGACUACGACAGCGUGCCCGCCGCGCGCCUGCUCGUCUUCACGGGCACGGAGCGCGGCGAGGCCAUGUACCAGCCGUUUAAGGAGCCGCUGUACCUGACCGAGGACGAGUGGGAGACGCUCAAGGCCCUGGGCGACCCGCUGCAGGACCGCAUCGUCGAGUGCGCGCUGGACGAGGAGAAGAGGUGGCGCCUGUACCGCUUCCGGGACGACAAGACUGAGGCGAACCACAUCAGCACCGUUAACAGCGUGCUGGAGAGCAUCAAGGAUGCCGUGACCGAGUGGGAGCUCAUGGCGGCGGCCAAGGGCAUCAAGGACGGGUGGAAGAUGAGGCAACAGCACGGGCAUUGA
Canariomyces notabilis is the source of this 3421-nucleotide messenger RNA. RefSeq names its product mRNA capping enzyme alpha subunit-like protein. Gene Ontology annotation, molecular function: ATP binding; mRNA guanylyltransferase activity; phosphatidylinositol binding. The transcript has 7 exons. NCBI's taxonomy places the organism in Eukaryota, Fungi, Ascomycota, Sordariomycetes, Sordariales, Chaetomiaceae. The coding region runs from base 407 to 3421 and encodes 1004 amino acids. The record is from RefSeq and is a predicted model, not a curated record. Gene Ontology annotation, biological process: 7-methylguanosine mRNA capping; retrograde transport, endosome to Golgi.